Dioszegia hungarica is the source of this 1284-nucleotide messenger RNA. RefSeq lists its product as uncharacterized. NCBI's taxonomy places the organism in Eukaryota, Fungi, Basidiomycota, Tremellomycetes, Tremellales, Bulleribasidiaceae. The transcript has 10 exons. The coding region runs from base 1 to 1284 and encodes 427 amino acids. Gene Ontology annotation, cellular component: actin cortical patch; medial cortex; Rvs161p-Rvs167p complex. Gene Ontology annotation, molecular function: protein binding; lipid binding. The record is from RefSeq and is a predicted model, not a curated record. Gene Ontology annotation, biological process: actin cortical patch localization; endocytosis; plasma membrane tubulation.
AUGAAGGGAAUCACAAAGGCUUUCGCGCGGACGCCGCAUUUGAUGACGAGCAAAAUGGGGAUGACGAAGAAAUCGAUGGAUGCGGAGUACAACGACUACGAGCGGAAGUUCUCGGCCGUCGAACAGGCCUCAGAGAAGAUGUUGAAAGACUCGACAGUCUUCCGCGACUCAGUGUCCAGCUUACUCAUGUCCGGCUCCUCCUUCUCUGGCGCUCUUGCCACCCUCUUUGCACCUAUGGGCGCAGAGUAUAACCUCGCUGCCAAGUUCCCGCAGUCCGAAGUGACCGUCAACAAUAUCGCGCAGUAUCAGGUCCUCAUGGAAGAGCUUCGGGAAACGCUUUCGCCCGAGCUCGACCUCAUCGACACUCGUAUUGUUAUCCCCUGCAAGGAGCUGCACGAUAUCUGCAAGAAGAUCCGCAAGACCUGUGUCAAGCGUGAUCACAAGCUCGUCGAUUUCGAUCGGCACAAUAACAGCUUGGCCAAGCUGAGGGAGAAGAAGGAGAAGAGUCUGAAGGAUGAGAAGUCGCUAUUCACUGUUGAGCAGGACUUCGACAUCGCUUCACAAGAGUACGAGCACUACAAUGACCUCCUCAAGGCUGAGCUGCCCGAGUUCUUGAAGAUGGCUUCGAGGUUUAUCGACCCCCUCUUCCAUUCUUUCUACUAUAUGCAGCUCAACGUGUACUACAUCAUGCUGGAGAAGCUGCAGUCAUUCGCAGACGGCAAGUACGACCUCACCCGCAAGGAUAUCGAGAACAUCUAUUUGGAGCAACGGGGCGAUACGGGCGACCAGCUCGCCGAGUUGCAAGUGACCAAGAAGGGCGCUCUCCACUCCACCGCCAAGCUGCGUCAAAUGGCAGGCGUCCCUCCUUCGCGCUCAGCAUCCAUCUCCUCCCGCCCCUCCAUCGGCUCCAAAGCCGGCCUGGACCGUCAACCCUCUUACGCCUCCCGCAAAGCCUCCGAGUCCGGCCUCGGCGCCUCCGGAAGCCCAUCCCGAGUCGUCGUUGCCCCGCCACCAUACACCUCCUCGCCCAGCAGCGGCGAUAUCAAGAAGAAGGCACCGCCACCGCCGCCGCCACUCAAAUCUAAGCCGAGCUAUGGCGCUCAGAAGAAGUACUGCACUGCGAUCUUUGACUUUGAGGCUCAGGCGGAAGGUGAUUUGUCGUUUGGUGUAGGAGACAGGAUCGAGAUUAUCGAGCGGACGGAUAAUGCCGAUGAUUGGUGGACUGGGAAAUUGGAUGGACGGACGGGUAUCUUCCCUGGGACAUAUACUCAGGCGGACGCAUGA